Lachancea mirantina is the source of this 1953-nucleotide messenger RNA. Lineage: Eukaryota; Fungi; Ascomycota; Saccharomycetes; Saccharomycetales; Saccharomycetaceae. The record is from the annotation of a GenBank genome assembly.
AUGUGUGCCAGACGCUGUCAAACAAAUAAUAAAGCGUGCGACUGUUGCAGCGUCCGGAGAGUGAAAUGCGAUGGCAGGUCCCCAUGCGCACGAUGCGAAACUGCGAACAUAGAAUGCACUUAUUUGAGGAUUCCGAAAAAGAGGGGACCCAAAAGCAUGCGACAGCGCAGCAUCGACAAGAUCACGACGACAAAACAACAACUGCAACAAGAACGGCAGCAGUAUGAACAAAAUUUCUCUCAACAAAGCCCACAAGAAGAACAACAGCUUCUUGAAAGCGACCACAACAUCACCAGGGAGGGGCGCAGCACGGGUAGCAGUUCCACCAUUGAGGGUAUUUGCUAUAAUCACGUGAAUUCGAGCCUAAACUCCAAUUGCUUCUUCCUGUCGGGCUCAGAGAGACUUCCAGAGUCUGUUAUUGACCAGUGCUUGGUUCUGUAUAGCGAUAAUCUUUACAAAGCAUGGCCUUUAAUGCAGCUUGGAGCUCUACGGAAAAUUCUUCACACAAGUGCGACCUUUAAGUCUACUGCUUACUUUUUUCUAGUAGCCCUCUGUGCAGCAACGCUGGCUGACCUUCAGACGAAUUUGACCUUUCGUCACAACGAUAACAAGACGCAAUCUUCUUAUGUUCUUAAAGCCGAGGACUUGGCUUGGAUGUGCGUCAAUCAGCGCGCAGCUUACGACGAUCUGAAUAGUCCUGACCUUUAUGGGGUUAUGCUUUAUUAUUGCCUACACCGAUGUUUUGCCCGGAAUACAGACUUGCUAAACAUCACCCUUCGUUGCUGCUCAAGCGCAAUUACAAUGGCGCAUAUUUGUAACCUCCAAGAAGAAAGAACUUAUUCCAAGUUCUCUCUUGAGGAGCAACAGAUAAGACGCAGAGUUUUCUAUCUGCUCUUAAUAACUGAACGGUAUUACUCGAUUAUGGCCAAUUAUCCGAUUACAUUUGAUGCAAAUGUCCAAAUUCCCGACGCUGGAACUGAAGACGAACCCGAGUCCUCGCUUACCAGCUUUCUGGCUCUCAUACGCAUUUUCACCAUUCCAGAGAAAUCGUUUUUCGAAGAAAUUCGCCACGAAUCUAAUGAUUUUUAUUUAAAUUCCCCUUCUCUAGACCCGAGUGUUUUUUCUAUUAAACCGGGUACUACAGACAUGAUUUUGAACCCCCACCUUGACGACAUCCUUAGUGCUCGCGAUUGCGACCGACCACUGUGGUGCGGGAAGUUGUCGGCUUCGCAUACAAUUCCUAGCAUGCUUGCUGCAUUGAACGUCGAGCAGGAAAAAAUUGGUCUUUUUUUUGCAGGCAAUGUGGACCGGUCCAUUUCAAUUCACUGGAUGAAGAUCCUUAUAUGGAAGUUGGCUUUGAAAAGAUCGAAAAUUGUCAGUAAAUGCGCUUCCUCUUCUGAAAAGUCAAUGGUGCCAAUGAAUAUGCAAUCCUUCGUACAAAUAUUGCAAAAAAAUUCAGGUGUCAAUUUUGAUCUUCCAGCCUCUCUAAUUAAAGAUCUGCUUUGCGACGUUUUGCUCAUGCCCAGAGAAGAAGUCAAAAUUUAUGGUCCAGGGUUUGAGGAAAAGUUGUUUGACAUAGCAAACACGGUGGCUGAUUGUCUCAUCUUCCGGGAAGAAAAAGAUAGUACUACCCUUUCAGUGCUACGCGACCUUUCAGGCUUUAUCUCAUCCCUUCACCCAAAGAAUAAGAUGAGGCUCAGCAAGUUCAGCACGAAAAUGCAGGAUGUCUGCGCAGCUGUUCGGGAUCCAAUUGCCUUUUUUUCGCCAUUUUCCGGAAGCGCUGCUCAUAUAGAUGACAGAGGAUAUCAAGAAAAGGAUGAAAAGGAUCAAAGUCGGCAGUCACAAUCAAGUUGCACAGGCCAGCCACGAAGUUCACAGAAUUCAAUUCAAGAGAACGAGUUAUUUGAUCAGAGCCAGGCAAUUUUCAGCAAUUGGCAAACUUUCGAAGAUUAG